This is a messenger RNA of Pelmatolapia mariae (spotted tilapia), 1441 nucleotides long. It is a transcript of the gene asb11, whose product is annotated as ankyrin repeat and SOCS box containing 11. Lineage: Eukaryota; Metazoa; Chordata; Actinopteri; Cichliformes; Cichlidae. The coding region runs from base 1 to 885 and encodes 294 amino acids. The transcript has 7 exons. The record is from RefSeq and is a predicted model, not a curated record. Gene Ontology annotation, biological process: protein ubiquitination; positive regulation of protein catabolic process; intracellular signal transduction. Gene Ontology annotation, molecular function: protein binding.
AUGGCUGCUGUGCAAACAGACGUUUGCCUGUGGUCGCAACCUUGGGAGAGGCCUUUGUCCAUCUACGGAGGGUUGGUGUGUAACUCGCUGAUGGCUGACUUCUGGUCUGACAGAACUCCGCUCCAUGAAGCGGCCUUUCAGGGUAGACUCCUCCACCUCAGGGCCCUUAUCGCUCAGGGCUUCCAUGUUGACACAGUCACCAUGGACGGGGUCACGCCGCUCCACGAGGCUUGCCUCGGGGGUCGUUACGCUUGUGCCAAGUUUCUUUUGGAUAAUGGAGCAAAUGCAAUGGCAGUGUCAACAGAUGGCGCCACACCUCUCUUCAAUUCCUGCAGCAGCGGGAGCGCUGCCUGCCUCAAGCUCAUCCUGCAGCACAGUGCCUCCAUCCACACCACCUACCAGCUGGCAUCUCCAAUCCAUGAGGCUGCCAAGAAAGAUCACAGAGAGUGCCUGGAGCUGCUGCUGUCCCGUGGAGCUCAGAUUGAUCUGGAGCUGCCGGACAUUGGGACGCCGCUCUACUCUGCCUGCAUGGCCCGGGCUGCGGCCUGUGUAGAGGUGCUGCUGUAUUCAGGAGCAGAUGUUCAGAUCGGAUGUGGGCCGGACAGUCCUCUGCAUGCUGCAGUUUUGGGGGGAGGAGCUGACGUUGUGCAUCUUCUCCUGGACUUUGGAGCUGAUGGGUGUCGCAGGAACGCCGAGGCGAAGACUCCUCUUGAUCUGUCGAAGCCAAACAGCUCAGUGAGAGCUGCACUGCUGAGCAGAGGUCCCUGCUCUCUGUCUCAGCUCUGUCGCUUACGUAUUCGUCGAAGUCUCGGAAGGAGUCGUCUGCACAGGGCCUCCAGCCUCUCUGUCCCUCACAGUAUCAAGGACUUCCUCCUCUACCGAUGACACAUCUCUGCCAUCCUUCGCUUUUUUUUUUUUUUGCUUCGCCAUUCAAGAAGAAAGGAUAAAAGGCGUCCACAUUCAGAGAGUUUUCAUCCAUAGCUUCAUAAUUCAGAUGCUUUUAGUAUUAUAAUAACAUCUUUCUGAGAAUUGUGCAAUGAAAUAUUUUGGAUACAAGGGAGGGACGCUUCAGGAUAAGCUCUGUUCAUCCUGCAGGGACUUUAAUGUAUCAGGUUUUUGUAUUUUUGUACUUUCUUUUCAGCGCUCAUGAAUUUUACAUGAUUCCAAAAUGUUUUUAAAGUUGAACAUCGCCAAUUUUACACAUCAAAGUCUUUUAUGUUUGGGAGUACUUGUGCAUAUAUUAAAAAAAAUAAGUUGUAUAAAAACUGUAACUCCACAGGAAGCUUUGUGGCUGUCAUUUGAAUAAGCAUCAGCUGGGGGUGAAAACUGCAGAUCAGACCUUUUUGUAGCUUUGUAGCAACCACAGACUGUGUGCCUAUGAGUACAACACAGGAGAAUUCACACCACUAAUGUUAGAGAGUUGCAUUCUGGGUAAUGCAGG